AUGGCUUCCAUCAAUGUUUUAUCUUUCAUGAUACCACUUCUUCUACUCAUAACUUUUUCAUCAAUCACAAAUGUUGAAGGAGCACGUAACCUUCAAAGCAUACAUGAAAUUUCCAAAGUUGAUUUGCCAACACUUCCUACUCUUCCUACUUUGCCAACUGUAGCAACACUUCCUACUCUGCCAACAGUAGCUACUCUCCCUACAUUGCCAACAAUUCCAUUGCCUACUAUUCCAAGUGUGCCUAAGCCAUAA
Messenger RNA from Lathyrus sativus (Indian pea), 252 nucleotides. The record is from the annotation of a GenBank genome assembly. NCBI's taxonomy places the organism in Eukaryota, Viridiplantae, Streptophyta, Magnoliopsida, Fabales, Fabaceae.